AUGCUUCCCUUUGCUAUCCCUUACCCGCCCGAGCAGGACGAGGGCUACUGGGGCAUCCCCACGUCGACCAUCGACUGGUGCGAGGAAAACUACGUGGUGCUGCCAUUUAUCGCUGAAGCCUUGAACACCACCACCAACGCUGUGUUCAUUGCGUUGGCUGCUUUCGCCAUUUUCCACGCUCACUACAACCACUUGGAGCUUCGCUUCCAGUUGCUGGCCUUGGGCUUCAUGCUUGUUGGAAUUGGCUCAUGGUGCUUUCACAUGACGCUCAGGUACGAAUACCAGCUCUUGGAUGAACUUCCCAUGAUCUACGCCACGUGCAUCCCAUUUUGGAGUGUUUUCUCUGAAUUCAGAGACAGACGCGGCUCGAUCUUGGUUGGGGUGGGCAUUCUUACCGCUGCUAAUUUGCUCACGGCGAUCUACUUGCAUUUCAAGAACCCAACCAUUCACCAGGCAGCGUAUGGCUUGUUGAAUGCGGGCAUCAUCUUCAAGUCGUACUCGUUGGCGAAAGUGCAUGUCAAGAAUGACAGGGCAUCAAAGCAGCUCAAUAGAACCAUGUUCUUGGGUGUGGCUCUUUUCCUUUUUGGCUACAUCUUGUGGAAUAUGGAUAUCCACCUUUGCUCUCAUGCUAGAGCCGCCAGAAGAAGCUGGGGCAUGCCCUAUGGCUUUGUGCUCGAGGGCCACGGCUGGUGGCAUAUUUUCACCGGCACUGGUGUAUACUUCUAUCUUGUGUACGAGGAAUACCUCAGAUGCUUCUUGACCAACACGGAGAAGUUCUACGAAUUCCGCUGGAUCUUCGGCUUGCCUGUGGUGAAAUUAGUGGACCAGGAGGGUUUGGUGAAGUUCAAGGCGGCCCAAAAGGCUAAGAAAGUCCAGUGA
Candidozyma auris is the source of this 879-nucleotide messenger RNA. It is a transcript of the gene YDC1, whose product is annotated as alkaline dihydroceramidase. The record is from RefSeq and is a predicted model, not a curated record. Bases 1 to 879 code for a protein of 292 amino acids. Gene Ontology annotation, cellular component: endoplasmic reticulum membrane. The transcript has a single exon. Gene Ontology annotation, biological process: ceramide biosynthetic process; ceramide catabolic process. NCBI's taxonomy places the organism in Eukaryota, Fungi, Ascomycota, Pichiomycetes, Serinales, Metschnikowiaceae.